Guillardia theta CCMP2712 is the source of this 1089-nucleotide messenger RNA. It is a transcript of the gene RFC3, whose product is annotated as replication factor C subunit 3. The record is from RefSeq and is a predicted model, not a curated record. Gene Ontology annotation, molecular function: DNA binding; DNA clamp loader activity; ATP hydrolysis activity. The transcript has 10 exons. NCBI's taxonomy places the organism in Eukaryota, Cryptophyceae, Pyrenomonadales, Geminigeraceae. Gene Ontology annotation, biological process: DNA-templated DNA replication; DNA repair. Gene Ontology annotation, cellular component: DNA replication factor C complex; nucleus. Bases 1 to 1089 code for a protein of 362 amino acids.
AUGUUGUGGGUCGACAAAUAUCGACCAGUUCAGCUGGACAAGUUAACUUACAACGAUGGCCUGACACAACAGCUGAAACGAAUCUCUGCGAAAGAAAACGUUCAGAACAUGUGCCAUUUACUGUUCUAUGGCCCCCCUGGUGCAGGCAAAAAGACGAGAAUCAUGGCACUGCUGCGUGAGAUUUACGGUCCUGGUGUAGAGAAACUGAAGGUGGAGAUCAAGAACUUCAAAUUCAAGUCGAGCUCUGUUGACAUCACCUUCAUCACGAGUAACUACCAUGUCGAGAUCAACCCCAGCGAUGUCGGGCCCUACAGAGAUCGUGAUGUUGCCCAGGAAGUGAUCAAGGAGAUAGCUCAGAGCCAUGCACCCUCAAACUCAGCUGCCGUGCAAUUCAAGAUUGUUCUGCUCAACGAAGUUGACAAGAUGUCUCGAGAUGGUCAAGCGGCCUUGAGAAGAACGAUGGAGAAGUACACCAGCGCGUGUCGUUUCGUUCUGGUCUGCAACAAUGCGAGCAAGGUCAUCGAGCCGCUAAGAAGCAGAUGCAUUUGUUUGAGAGUCCCCGCGCCUCGCGACAAAGAAGUAGAAGAAAUCUUAUGCAACGUGUACCGCAAGGAGGUAAAGAAGGAGCUUCCGGUCGAAGCGGCAACGAAGAUAUCAAACAUGUCCAAUCGAAACCUUCGAAAAGCCUUGUUGAUGCUGGAGUCAACCUACGUCAAGUUCGGAGUGGUCGAUGAAUCGUCUCAACCACAAUUAGCGGAUUGGGAGGUGUACGUGGGAAUGAUCGCUCACAACAUCCUUGAGGAUCAAUCGCCUAAGAAGCUCCUGGAGAUCAGGGGUCAAUUUUACGAGCUGCUGGCGAGCUGCAUCCCACCGGAGCUAAUCUUGCAGAAGCUGGCGCUUGAGCUGCUGAGAAAGCUGGAUGAUAGUGUCAAGGUAGAUAUCCUACAGAAUGCUGCCUUCUUCGAGCAUCGUCUGCAACUUGGUUCGAAGCCAAUCUUCCACUUAGAAGCUUUCGCUGCCAAGGCGAUGGUGAUCUACAAGAAAUGGUCCAUCGAGUUCAUGGAGAUGUGUGAUGAGAUGGAUGAUUGA